Messenger RNA from Strongylocentrotus purpuratus (purple sea urchin), 2236 nucleotides. RefSeq names its product alpha-N-acetylgalactosaminide alpha-2,6-sialyltransferase 3. The record is from RefSeq and is a predicted model, not a curated record. Lineage: Eukaryota; Metazoa; Echinodermata; Echinoidea; Camarodonta; Strongylocentrotidae. Bases 69 to 1676 code for a protein of 535 amino acids. Gene Ontology annotation, molecular function: sialyltransferase activity. The transcript has 6 exons.
UUGACACUCAUAAAGGAAGCAAUACGUUUCAACGUGCGUAGUAUUGAAGCAGUCUUCAAGUUCACUGCAUGCAUGCCUUUUCGGAAUGUGAUGCGGAUAUUGAUUCAUAUAUUUUAGAGGAGUAUUAUUCUAUCAAAAAGCUAAUCUCACUGUGUGGACCUAAAAUGGGGAUCCGUGACGCCACACUCCUCGUCAUCUGCUGGUACUCCCUCGUCGUCUCGCUCUGCAUGCUCUACGUCCUCCACACCCACUCCGACACCAUCGGGACCAACAGGGUCUCAAACCAUGUAGCCAAGGCGCGCUCCGAUAACUCCGAUCCACAGGACCAAUUUGGCUGGAUGCGGGUGGCCUUCGUUAACGCCAACACGAAGCCGGUGAUGGCGACGACGACGAUCGAACCAGAGGUCAUCAUCGCAACGGCGAACACGACGGAUGAUACGCCGAAGGGACAUCCAGGGUACACGCUGUUGGAUAAAGACACGCCGCUCGACCUCCGUUGCAACCGGUGCUCACUUGUAUCAAGCUCGGGCCAGCUCCUCAACAGCGGCGCCGGAGCCGACAUCGACAACGCCGACUGCGUCCUUCGGAUGAACAGCGCCACGGUCAGGGGCUACGAGGAGGACGUCGGCCUCCACACCGACGUCCGGGUCAUAGGCCACGUGAAUCUAGCGAGGGGGUUGAUGACGAGCCAGGAGUUAAUCGACGAGAUCCUGGGCGAACCUGCGACUAGGACCGGCAUCGUGGUCGUCCCCUGGCUCUACCAGGAGAAGAUCAACAAGACAAACAAUGCGGUCUACCAGGCGGCCAGGAACAUGACGGCCAUGUACCCGCACGUCAAGUUCUAUUUCUUGACUCCAGAGAAAAUCAAUAAAACCGAGGACAGGUUUCUUAUCGAGACAGGUGUCAGCUUAACUGAUGCCAAGACAUGGCUAAGUACUGGUUUCGUUGCCAUGUUAUUCGCCCUGGAUGUCUGCAACAGGAUAGACGUGUACGGUCUGUCAAAUGUCGAGUAUUGCUCGAGGCACCCAAACUCCUCUUCUUCAUAUCACUACUACGAACCAGGGGUUCGAAGAGAGUGUGAAUACUACCAAUGGAGCGAGACGCAGAUGAACAAAGGACACAAAUUCAUGACGGAGAAGGCCGUCUUUGCCCGCUGGUCGCUCGGCUACAACAUCCACUUCCACUACCCCUCCUGGCGAGCCACUAUCCGAAACGUCACCGCCGAACUGGAAACACCAUUCCUGCAACUCUACAAAGAAGCCCUGAAGAACGGCACACUGGAACAGAUACGCAAGGCAGCGCCGCACGUACGAGUCGUACGGCGCGUCAAAGUCAUACGGCGACGCGUACGGAAACCGCGUCCGAAAGUCGCCGUGGCGCCGCUGAAGCUGAACGAAAGUAAACCGUUGCAAGACGCCGACGUUGUCAUCAAACUUUCAGGCAGCCACGACGAGACCAAUAAAACUAAAGCUGUCAUUCAUGCAGAUAGUCUCGAUGCGAAGAAUUCUGUUGUAAAUAAUAAUAAGAAACUUGAAGAUGGGAAUGGAACGAAAAAACAAAAAACAAAAAAGAAAGACGCUGUACAUCAUGAAAAGGUGAAGAAAAACACGCGGCAACUAACUGCAAGAGAAAUGCCAAUUGUUGGUCGGCUGCCUCAUAAAAAGCUUAAAACAUAGCGCUAAACAAAUGGAACAUUUCGACGUUAUUUUACAUUGCUCACACGUGGAUGUCCUGUCAGCUGGAUUCUGCUUUCUGCUGGUUUGAAGAAUGUUAUUUAUUUUCUGAUGAUUAUGAUUCAAAGGAAAAUGAAAACAUACCAUAUUGCCUUAAUGAUCAUUCAAGCCUCAUCGUGCCCACACCGUCGCAUAUUUAUUUCCUCGUGUCAAAUUUGAUUGACGCAAGACGCUGGAGAGAGAAACACUCGAAAAAUAAUCUUAAUAUAAUUUAUUUACCAUUAGACAUUUAUAUUUAUGAUGAAGCGUUUGGACUUCAGAGGGAAUUUGAUAAGGCCCUAAUCAUCAAAAUCGUUUCGCCUCCUUGUGGAAUGCUGGAGAAUUCGACCAUCCAAUCCCAAUGGUUGAUUUCUGUUCUAUUACAUUGACGUCUUCAAAAUGUCUUCAUCCGCGGCCAUAAUACCCAUUGGUAUAGAUGGCACAGCGGGUUCUAUUGUGAAGAGAUAGAGAGAGGGAGAGAGAGAGAGAAAGAGAAAGAGAAAGAGAGAGCGAGGGGGGAAGAG